Carassius gibelio (silver crucian carp) is the source of this 2958-nucleotide messenger RNA. RefSeq lists its product as uncharacterized. Bases 1 to 2958 code for a protein of 985 amino acids. The transcript has 6 exons. The record is from RefSeq and is a predicted model, not a curated record. NCBI's taxonomy places the organism in Eukaryota, Metazoa, Chordata, Actinopteri, Cypriniformes, Cyprinidae.
AUGCAGAAGUACAGCAAAACCCUCCUCCCAGUGACCACUGCACAGUCUACAACCUCUACUCCUCCCUCAGGACCCCCUGCAGCUGCUGGCCAGUCUUUCUCUGGAAUCCCUGCAGCCUCUACUGGGUACCCCUCAAUUCAGCUGGAGGAGAAUCAUGCUGUUCCACCACUGCCAAGCUAUGAGCAGGAUGUGAGCCGAUGGCACUGCUCUCAACAGCAAAGAAUCUGGAUGAAAACAGAAAUGGAAGCCUUGGGACUGUGGCCAGGUUCUAGACCGGUGAGACAUCCAAUGAACAUGAUCUCCUUGUGGCGUUACCCACCUCAGCCUGAGCUUAUUGAUCCUGUCUAUGAGCUGCCAUCACCUAAAUACUUUCAACUUCAUCCAUUCUUCAUUUGGAAACCAGAGCACACCAUUAUGGAAAGAGUCCGCAACAACUACACUCUGCCAUGUCUGUACAGCUGUCCGAAUCCCCACGUUGUCUCAUCAGGAGUUGGACGACCCCGUGUCAUUAUUGGUACAAGCAGCCAGUACUACAUUCUGGCCUCUCGGCUCAGCUGUAAAGUCUGUAAAAAGUACUGGUUUGCAGACAAACCCCAAUGGAUGGACAUGCUGCCGAGUCGGUUCUGCAACAUUUUGCCAGCUUUUCUGACGCACAAGAAGGCCAUAUGUAAGACUGUGAUGGAUGAGUUGCGGCGUACAGGAAAGUCUCCCAAUGAUAUGGCCAAUCAGUUGAAUGAAGCUCUCCACCUCAGGUAUGAGCGUGCUCACCUGGCUUACUUGUCUACUGUUAAGAAUGUGCUGGAUGGAGACAGUGGAAUUUACGGUCAGCAGACCAUCACAGGGGCACUAAGAGCAACAAAUACUCCUGCCUCAUUUGGUGAGUAUGGUGAUUUGGUCGGCUGGUGUGGAGUAACAGUUUCACCCCACUAUUUGGUUGACUGCCUCAUUCAGGAGUACCAUAGGCAGGAGAGCACACUCAAUCUGCUCCUCCAAGGCACAUUUGGACAAGCCUUAAGGGCUGACCAUACCCGCAAGGUGGCCCGGAAGGUUGUGCUUGCAUCAGGUACUAUGUCAUCCUAUGCUGUGAUGAAUGAAAACUGGAUGAUCUUGUCCUGGGUGAUGCUGCAGUCUGAAAGUGAUAAAUCCCUGCAGCCAAUGUAUGAGGGGCUGUCUCUUCGUUACAUUUCUGCAGGACUGCCGAAAGCCAACUACCAGUGGGUUGACAGAGAUUGCUGUGCUGCCUUCAGGAUCCCAAACCCUGAGCCCCGGGAGCACCUCCUCUGGGAUUCUUGGAAGACCACUGAGGCUGUAGUGGCUGCGGCAACCUCUGGGCAUCUCAUCAACACCUGUGCCUCCCGCGAAAAAUAUAACAGCGACAUCAAAAUCAAGCUGGACUUGUUCCACUGCAUGCGGCGGUUCUCCAGAGAGUGUGUGUCAGAGCACCAUCCACUGCACAGUGCUUUCUGCAAGUUUCUGUCAGCAGCUUUUAGUGUUGUGGACCAGACGGACCUACAAAGACUGAAGCAGGCUUAUGUCUUCUGUGGGAUAGUGCCUGCAAAUCCAACAAAGCAGCACAUCAGGGAGCACUGCCGCACCAGGGUUCCACACCCCAAAGAGCUACUGGAGAGAGUGGAGAGCGUUCUCCAAAGAUUCUUUUUAGAAUGUGAUCCUGAUGGUGUGCCACUGUUCAAACCAUCGAUGUUGAAGGUGUGGAGGAUUCAGCGAGUCCACAUCCUCAGAGGCUGCCUGAGUGACCCAGAGGUUACAGAUGGGAUCCUCUAUAGGCAUGGUGGAACGGUCCAGCUGAACCAUGUGAAGGGGGAGGCGGCAGCUGUACCUGUGUGGAUCCCUGUGAGAGGCACUUCUCAGCAGGAGGGGUUCCAUUUCCAUCAGGCCAGAUGGGUCACAGGCACUCAGGUAUCCACAGAACUAUUCCAGGCACAGGGCAUGAUUGGAGUGGCUCGUUGGAAUUUCCAGCGCCUUGUAGACCUGAAGCAGCCUGGAGUGAAGCUGCCUGCAGUUUUUGAUCCUGUGCUGAUCAUGGAACUGAACAAGCUCUCAGACAUGGUGACAGGCCAGGCCAAGUACCCUGCCUUACUUGUCUCACAGACAGACACCAGAGAAAGGUUUGGACUGCAGUAUGUGGAGCCUGGUUGUCGUCCUGUCCCCCUAGACUGGGCCAAGCACAAGUCCCAGAAGGUACCUGUUGCAGGGGAGGGAGAGCAUCAGUCCUCAGAGCCGUCUGCUCUCAGUGAGAGAUUCCCACCUGAUGACCCACCUGAGGAGGUGAGGGAAGAACACUUUGCUCAGGAUGACAUCUUUGGUGUGGCUUCUCUUGGCUCACAAACAAUGAUCCAGCCUUUGCAGCCCACCAAAUUAAAAGAUGAGAUGACACCACCACUGCCCUUUGCUCCCUCUCCACGAGCUGCUCGCACAGGUCCCAUCAAGGCAGGCGGUCUACUUUUUGUCCUGGACCAUUUUCGGUGGACAAAGCCCAUGAGGGAUUCCAUUGAUGGCCUUCUGGCAAAGUACCAUGGGCAGAAAGACCUUCUCACCCAGGUGGAUGCAGAGUAUGCUGCCCUUGUGCAGGCUGCCUCCAGGGAUCCCAAUAGCCUCUUACACCCCACCACGAAACAGCAUAUCUCACGUUAUGUGAAACACCUGGCCAAGAUAACGAACAGAAGUUCAUCCCUGAACACCAGUUCAGAGAAGCUCCUGGAGACCCAGAAGCUGUGGCAUCACCUCACAGAAGGUAGUGAAACUGUAAGUGUUCCAGUGGUAACCCUCCCACCUGCCCCAGUGAACCCACCCAGUAAUAAGCCCCAGGAGUUACCACUAACUAAGGGUGAGGUUGAACAAAUGGUGAAAGAGAUUGUGGAGAAACAACAGCAACAGCAGCCUGUUACAAAGAGGACACGGAACUGUCUUGCUUGUGGCCAGCCAAAUCUGGGGAUGUGA